Molecule: messenger RNA, 1821 nt
Organism: Closterium sp. NIES-65
Lineage: Eukaryota; Viridiplantae; Streptophyta; Zygnematophyceae; Desmidiales; Closteriaceae
Source: the annotation of a GenBank genome assembly
AUGGACGUGGACGUGGACGCGUGGACGUGGACGUGGACGUGGACAUGGACGUGGACGUGGACGUGGACAUGGACGUGGACGUGGACGUGGACAUGGACGUGGACGUGGACGUGGACGUGGACGUGGACGUGGACGUGGAGGACGUGGACAUGGACAUGGACGUGGACGUGGACGUGGACGUGGACGUGGACGUGGACAUGGACGUGGACGUGGACGUGGACGUGGACGUGGACAUGGACGUGGACGUGGACGUGGACGUGGGACGUGGACAUGGACAUGGACGUGGACGUGGAUGUGGACGUGGACAUGGACGUGGACAUGGACGUGGACAUGGACGUGGACAUGGACGUGGACAUGGACGUGGACGUGGAGGACGUGGACGUGGACAUGGACGUGGACGUGGACGUGGACGUGGACAUGGACGUGGACAUGGACGUGGACAUGGACGUGGACGACGUGGACAUGGACGUGGACAGGACGUGGACAUGGACGUGGACGUGGACAUGGACGUGGACAUGGACGUGGACAUGGACCGUGGACGUGGACAUGGACGUGGACAUGGACGUGGACAUGGACGUGGACGUGGACGUGGACAUGGACAUGGACGUGGACAGGACGUGGACAUGGACAUGGAAUGGACGUGGACGUGGACGUGGACUGGACAUGGACAUGGACAUGGACGUGGACGUGGACAUGGACGUGGACAUGGACGUGGACAUGGACGUGGACAUGGACGUGGACAUGGACGUGGACGUGGACGUGGACAUGGACGUGGACGUGGACAUGGACGUGGAGGACGUGGACGUGGACAUGGACGUGGACGUGGACGUGGACGUGGACAUGGACGUGGACAUGGACGUGGACAUGGACGUGGACGUGGACAUGGACGUGGACAUGGACGUGGACAUGGACGUGGACGUGGACGUGGACAUGGACAUGGACGUGGACAUGGACGUGGACAUGGACGUGGACAUGGACGUGGACGUGGACAUGGACGUGGACAUGGACGUGGACAUGGACGUGGACGUGGACAUGGACGUGGACAUGGACGUGGACAUGGACGUGGACGUGGACGUGGACAUGGACAUGGACGUGGACAUGGACGUGGACAUGGACGUGGACAUGGACGUGGACGUGGACGUGGACGUGGACAUGGACAUGGACAUGGACGUGGACAUGGACAUGGACGUGGACAUGGACGUGGACAUGGACGUGGACAUGGACGUGGACGUGGACAUGGACGACGUGGACGUGGACGUGGACAUGGACAUGGACGUGGACAUGGACGUGGACAUGGACGUGGACAUGGACGUGGACGUGGACAUGGACGUGGACAUGGACGUGGACAUGGACGUGGACGUGGACGUGGACGUGGACAUGGACGUGGACAUGGACGUGGACGUGGACGUGGACAUGGACAUGGACGUGGACAUGGACGUGGACGUGGACAUGGACAUGGACGUGGACGUGGACGUGGACGUGGACAUGGACAUGGACAUGGACGUGGACAUGGACGUGGACAUGGACGUGGACAUGGACGUGGACAUGGACGUGGACAUGGACGUGGACGUGGACAUGGACGUGGACAUGGACGUGGACAUGGACGUGGACGUGGACAUGGACGUGGACAUGGACGUGGACGUGGACGUGGACAUGGACGUGGACGUGGACGUGGACAUAGGAGUGGACAUGGACGUGGACAUGGACGUGGACAUGGACGUGGACGUGGACGUGGACAUGGACGUGGACGUGGACGUGGACGUGGACGUGGACGUGGACAUGGACGUGGACGUGGACGUGGACAUGGACGUGGACGUGGAC